GAUAAUCAUGAUUAGGGAGAAAAAAACUUGUAACAGAUCGAUACAACUUAUGGCGGGAAUGAAGCCGCAUUCCCUCCGAAUUUUCUCACGCUAAAUUCAAGUCCUAAUCACGCUCUUCUCUUCUCCCUUCAUCAUUAUCCAAAAUUCCAAAACCCUAAUCGAAAAAUUCCAAUUCUACGCGAUGCUCGCUCCCGUCACGGAUCUCAAUCCCUCCGACAAUCCCGCCACUCCGCCGGUCCGUAAUGUCCGCCGGAGGUUGGUCCAAUCAACGCUCUUCCCUCACAAGCCUCCACAACCCCGCAACAAACCAGAGGAAAACGGCGAAAGCAACGACGAACAAGACGAGGAUUACUGCGAUACGAAGAAUCGCAGGAAGAGAAAAUCUAAAGGAAAAAUCACUUCUGUAAAUAAAGGUUCCAAGAGUGCCACACCAAAGAAAAAUUCUAAUGGAAAGAGACAGAGUAAUGGAAAAAUCUCUAUAGCUGAUGCAAUUAUGGGGUCAACGUCGCGGAAUGUUUUGUCUGAUUUUGAUAAGGCUGUUAUACCUAAGCCUGAUUUGCGGUUAGAGGCAAAAUUGUCAGCUGAGGAAAAUUCAAGGAUGUAUGCAGGACGGCAAUUACAUCCAAUUUUUUCAUCGUGUAAAGCGGGGAAGAAAGUUCAAGAGCUGUCUGAACCAGGAAGUAAUGUAUUCAAAGCUAAGGGUGAGGAUGAGGAUGAAAGUAUUACCUUUGCUCCUAUUCAUGUUUUUGAAAAUAUCAAGGAUGAUACCUCAUCCCUAGACUGGAGAAACUGGACAUUUUUGGGAAAUUCCACUUAUGUGAACAGUGGUUCAGAAAGUUCAAAUUCAUCUAUUUUGGGGGGUUCUGUCGAAUGCUUAAAUUUUGACAAACUUCUUAGUACUUUGGAUCCAGUGGGAGCUUCAAGUUUUCAGAAUUCCUCAAAUUCCUUGGAUAUAUUUUCUAUGCAUCCAGAAAAUAUGCAAGAAACAUCACUGCCAAACUCAACUUUACUAGAGGAGCAAACAAUAAGUGAUCCGAUGCCAAAAGAUGCCAAAGUGGACAUGGAGUUGGAUGAAUCUGGUACAUUUUCUGUUGAAGCUGGCUAUUUUAGAAAGUCACAUACUGAUGAGCCGUUGAGUAGAUUUCUUCAAGAAAGUCUGAGGUCAUACUAUGUUGGUUGUGAGGAUAAGGCAGAAGGCAGUUUAUGGACAUACAAAUACAAGCCAACUAAGGCCGUUGAGGUAUGUGGUAAUGAUGAAGCUGUGAAGUUCUUGAGUGACUGGCUACAUCAGUGGCAUGAAAGACGUUACAAACCCAGGAAGGAUACGUCUAAUAGGGAUACAAGGGUCAUUCAAGAUGACGAUUAUGAUUUUAUCUGUUCUGACAGUGACUAUGAUUCAGAAGAUAUGAAUGAGGAGGAUUCCCUGCAGAAUGUUCUUUUAGUUACAGGACCAAUAGGGAGUGGCAAGUCUGCAGCAGUCUAUGCUUGUGCCCAAGAGCUAGGCUUUGACAUAUUGGAGCUCAAUGCAUCAGAUUGUAGAAAUGGGACUAUUGUCAAGCAAUAUUUUGGAGAUACUCUUGGUUCACAUGGGUUCAAAAGGUUAUCAGAACACACUGCGAGUUCACAGAAGAUUACUACAAAGUUCCCCCAAGCUCCUGCUUUGGUUAAUGGUAAAGCUGCAGAUGAGGUGAAUGAUGGAGUAGUUGAACUAAUAACCAUAUCUGAUGAUGAAGCUUGUAACCCUGGUGAAACAUCACAAAAGUUACAUGGCAAGAAUACUGUUGCUUGUGAUAAAGUCCAGACUUUGAUUCUAGUUGAGGAUGUGGACAUACUUUUUCCUGGAGAUCGUGGAUGUAUUGCUGCCAUACAACAGAUUGCCGAGACAGCAAGGGGUCCAAUUAUAUUGACCAGCAAUAGUGAGAAUCCUGGCCUUCCAGACAAUUUUGAUAGGCUUCAUGUUUCGUUCUCAUUGCCAACACCAAAGGAGUUGAUUUCCCAUCUGUACUCUGUUUGUCUCAGAGAAGGAGCCGACAUCCAUCCACUUCUACUGGAGAAGUUUAUACAGUCCUGUGAUGGAGACAUCAGGAAAACCAUUAUGCAUCUUCAGUUCUGGUUGCAGAGUAAAAUAUAUAGAAAAGAUCUAAAAGCACAUACAGGCUAUGUCUCACUUCCAUUUGAUCUUGAGGUUGGUCAUCAGAUACUACCCAAGAUAAUGCCGUGGGAUUUCCCCUCAGAGAUAUCCGAACUAAUUGAGAACGAAUUUGUCAAAUCAGUAAAUAAAACGGAUGAGAAUUCCAGUUUGCAAGGGUUAGUUGAUGAAGAGCUUCUUCACAUAAAUGAAAGUCAAAAUGAUUUAGAUGAGCAGUAUAUGGAGACUCAUUAUAUAAAAGCCAAGAAGGUGGAGAUGAUUCAGAGAAAUGGGUCUAUAACAGAUUACAGUGAGCUUGAAAUUCAAUGCAAAGCUAUUUCAGAGUUUUCCAAUUCUUCUGGAUCCCCUGUAGCAUCCUAUCUGCAAAAUGGUCGAAGGAAACUUGUAGUAGUGUCCUCUGAUUCUGAAGAGGAGGAUUCAAAUAAUCGAUAUCCUCAAGACACAGACGAUGAAGCUAACAACAGACAUUCCAUCAAAGGAAAUAAUGAAUGUACCUCUGAGUUUCAGUUGAAUGAUAGUUUCCCCAGCACAUCUGUUCGUAAACUGGUUUGUUCUGAAUUGGAGGAUUCAGAUGAUGUACAUGUUAAAUAUUCAGAAUCAGCUGAUGUUAAUUGCAUAAAUGAGACAUCUAAAUCAUUUGAUAUAUCCUGUGUACCAGAAUCAACGUUUGUUGUUGAGACUGCAAUUGAAAAUGGAACCGAUACAAUGUCUGGAGUGGUGUCUUCUGGCCACUGUCUGGAAGUUUCUAUGAAUAAUGAGUUUAAACCGUUCACUUCAAGUGUUCGCAGGCGCUUAGCAAAAUUGUCAGAAAAUUCAGAUAUAUUGAUGGAUACUGAAGUCCCAGAUUCUUCUCCAAAAGAAGCUCUGCAAGAUUUUGUAGAUGAAUAUAUGGAAACUACAAUUACCAAGGUGAUGGAUGAGUGCAGUCGUGUGGAUUUCAAACUAAAGUCAACAUUUGUUGAGUCCAGUCCAUCAUUGGAAACAGAUGUGGUACAGAAUUUGUGGGAAAAACUCCGACAAAUGGAUUUAAAACAGCAUGCUAUCUCAGAACAGUUAGGUGUUUCUCAAGUUGUUAAACUUGCUAGUGGCUUGAGCAAUCUAAUUUCAGAAGUGGAUUUGUUUCAUAAUUACCAACAUAAACAUGAUAUUUUAGAGCCCCGAAGCUUCGUUUCUAAUGAAACUACAAGUAGUUGGUACAAUGACGAAACAAUGAUGUCCAGUGUUGCUGUGCAUGGGUUUUGUUUUUAUGUUAAACUUAUAGCAGAUGUUGGAUCAAAGCUAGGUUGUGCGAAUAGGAUUGAUUUAACUUCAGAGGUGUUGGCUUCCACAACUAAUACUAUGGCGUUGGGGAAAUUAUCCAGACUGGAUAUUGCCAAAAGCACAGCUAUUUAUACUGGGAAGGAAUUAGAGUUGAACAAUCCAAUAAAUAAUAUGAAGAGUGAAAAUAAAGCAUCUCUGUUUGAGGUUGUCGAAUCCAUUGUUCCUGCAAGAAUAUCCUUAGCAUUGAAAGGUGAUAUCUUCAAUGAAUAUCUCUCUUCAUUGCGCCAAAUUUCAAGGUCAGACGCAGUCCGUGUUUCGCAAGGUGUCGAAAAGAAGAGAAGAGGAAGGUCGCGGGGUGCUCAACAUUAUUUGAGCAGAUGCACAACACUGUCUCCCGAAGAUAUAGCGUUGGUCAGUGAUGAUUUGUACAGGAAUGUUUCCUCACAACAUACAACUAAUGUGGAAAGUAAACUACUAUAGCAUAGGUUUAAUAAUGCAGCUAUUGACUUUGAUAAAUUGGCAAAAUGGUUGCUAUCAGCGAGCCUGGAUCCUCUCCUUCACAUUACAAAGAGAUGGAUAAUGGAGAAUAGGGAAUUGAAGGGUAAAAAGAGAUAAAAGAAGAGAACAGAUAGAAAGAAUGGAGGGAGUGAAGGAGAGAGAGAUAGAAGGAGAGGAUCCACAUCCGCUAUAAGCAACUACAACUACAAGUACGCUCCUGUGAUUCGGAAACCAGUGUUGCCGUAACGGCAUGCAUUGGAAUGUAAGAAAAUGAGGCAAGGGGCCGAUUGGAACACACCGUAGGAUGUUGAAGUCCAUGUAGUUUGUUUUUCCCAAUAAUGAUUGUCUUUAGGUUGAGAUUGUAAAUUAAACUAGAAGAGCAGUUGAUAGAAGUUAGAAGAGAUGGGAAACUAGUCACUGUAGUCAUGCUUUUGUAAAGCUUAAAUUAGUUAUUGUCUUUUUAUGCACUA
Trifolium pratense (red clover) is the source of this 4377-nucleotide messenger RNA. RefSeq lists its product as uncharacterized. Gene Ontology annotation, molecular function: ATP binding; chromatin binding; ATP hydrolysis activity. The record is from RefSeq and is a predicted model, not a curated record. Gene Ontology annotation, biological process: DNA repair; mitotic DNA replication checkpoint signaling; DNA damage checkpoint signaling. The transcript is spliced from 16 exons. The coding region runs from base 182 to 3889 and encodes 1235 amino acids. NCBI's taxonomy places the organism in Eukaryota, Viridiplantae, Streptophyta, Magnoliopsida, Fabales, Fabaceae.